UGUAAUAAAAUGUCCGAAGCGUCUAUAAAUGAUGAUUAUUCUGAGGGAGGCCUGAAAAGUGGCUCAGUGAAGAGCGAAUCUGAAGACAGUUUACUUGAUGAAGACUCAGAGCCAGGUCUCAGGUCUGCCCUGGCGCGACAACUGCUCGACGCCCUGACGCCGGCCGCGCUGAGCAAGCUACGUCGGACCUUCCGGAAAACCAAGGAAAGUUCACAGGACAUUGACAGACGCGUGGAAGAGGUGAUGCGGUUGGCAGCGGCGGAGGAAGGCAUCGAGUUCGCCCCCCCCGCCCCCCACACCUCGCUCGCGCUGUCCCUCGACCGGGAGGGCUUUGUAAAGGCUAUCAACAAUAUAUUCGGCCAGCAUAGAUACGAGCCUCAUGCCAACGCCUUAUUCAAUGCUCUGGACGGCUGGGGCGCCGGGCGCGUGUGGUGGCGGCAGUUGCUCGCCCGGCUCCUGCUCACGGCGCCGCCUCGGUGGACGCCACUGAAAGAUGUCGCUGUCAAGACACUGCAACACUGCAAGCGCGAGACGAUUGUUAAGAUGGUGACGAUCGAGACGAGCUCGUCGUUCUGCUACGCGGCGGUGUCGCGAGGCGGCCGCGUCGGCCUCUACGACGGCCGACUCAAGCUGUUGCACUCCUAUGAGGUGUUCUACGAUCGAACCGGAGUACGCAAACGCGUCAAAAACUGCUGGAUCACCGACGCUAUCUACAUGAGCGAUUCUCUCAGCUUCCUGCUCGCCGCGUCUGACCGCAGCCUUGCUGUUUACGAUGCAUCUACUCUUGCGCACGCUCUCCGCUACUGUAUCACUGGAUUACCGCAUAUCCCUACGUGUGUUGCGUACUUACCAUCCUCGUUGUCGGCCUACGCUGAGCUGGCUCUGGGCACAGCGCGCGGAGACAUCGUGCGCGUGCGCUUCCGACACGCGCUGCCCGCAGCUGAGACCACCACCGUCUACUUCUGGAGGGAGUUGUCGUCCCCUCCACACACCAGCUACAUCAGCAUCACCACCUGGCGGCGGGCGCACGCGCGCGCCGUGCGUCGCGUCGGCUUCUGCGGAAACGUUGUGUGGUCCUGCUCGCACGACGGGGAUGUGAGCGUGAGGGCACGACACAUGCCGGGGAAGCUGGACGACUACGUGUUCAAAGUACAGAGGGGUGUGAGCUGCUUCCACGUGGUGCCAGCCUUGCACAUGCUGGCAACAGGCAGUGCUGACGGCGCAGUCCGCCUAUGGGAUAUCACGCAGUCGAGUCCAUUCGCGAAGUUGCCGGCACCGGCGCGCGCAGCCGUGCUCGACGUCAAGGUCAUCGCGGACAUGGAGGUGGUCAUCGCCUUCUGUAACAACUGUUGGCUCCACAUCUGGGACCUAAACGAGGAAACUCUUCUGCAGACAAUAAAGAUCAAGUUCCCAUUCCUCGGGGUCCUAGGGAAGAAGGUGGAAUUCGGAGCCUACUGCAUCCACCCUGGGCCAGCUUUGAAAAAGACCAUCACAACAGAGUCGCCAAGCACCUCCCGAGGGUCUAGCGUGACGCGCAGCAGCUCAGGAGGCCUGCAACUUUUGGAGGAAGAGGAAGAAGAAAUCCAGGACACUAGAGACCUAGAGUACUCCCUGUCUCACCGCGCCGCAAUACUAGUGACCUGCUGUGACUGCGUUUGCACUAUCCCUCUAGCAGAGCCCGCCGAGCCCCGCCCUCCUCCAGGAGACACACUGCAAGCCCGUCGCCCGCACGCGUGGGACGUCCCCUUGCCCUCCACAGCACCGUCCACUCCUCGGCGCCACUCUCUGCGUCCUUCACAAUCUCUUCAGCCUUUAUACACGCCACGAUUAAGAACGCCAAGGCCACCAGGGGCCCACACACCACGCUCACGGACUCCUCGGUCCUCAGGGGUCCUUAGGCCCCUUGAGGACCACACACCACGGUCGCGAUCGCGGACGCCAUUCGACAAACUCCCGGAAUUGCCAGUUAAGUUGCCGGUUGAAGAUCUGGAUCUGGAAAAAUUGUUGGAGAAUGCAGGAUUACAGGGUAUCCUGGAGAAAGAUUUCGUGUUGAUGAAAGGACUAAAACACGAUUUGAACAUGAAAUUAGCUGAAAUGGAAGCCAAUAGAGAAACUGUAAGUAAAGAAACCAGUUUGCAACAGAAGUGUCAUCCCAUAUUUCGCUGCCUUUAA
Molecule: messenger RNA, 2172 nt
Organism: Leguminivora glycinivorella
Lineage: Eukaryota; Metazoa; Arthropoda; Insecta; Lepidoptera; Tortricidae
Exons: 16
Coding region: 10-2172 (720 amino acids)
Molecular function (GO): protein binding
Source: RefSeq, a predicted model, not a curated record